CCGGAAGUCGGACCUUAGCGAUAGCAAAGAUUCUGUAUAAGAGUUGUACUCAAAUAGCUAGUCUAAGUACAGAAGUGCGCGAUUUGAGCACACCCUAUGUGUUUCGCGGGUGAUUUGGGUGUUUUCUUGUAGCUUAGCUAAUAUAUUACACAUUUGGCUCUUAUCUUCUUCAUAACAUUAGUAAAACAAACUGACACAGAUUAAGACAUUGCUACUUCACACUCGUUCAAUAGCUCCUCAAUUAGCUAGCUAGCUAGCUAGCUAACGUUACGCGUACCAGAUCAGAAGCAGGUAACGUUAGCAAGCUAGGCUAACGUAAAAUAGCUUAACUUUGGGUUGUUUGUAGUGUGGUCUCCCCAGAGGAUAAAAGAUAUCCACCGUGAUGUCUCUUAGCGCUGUUCACGGAACACUGUCGAGCCUGCGGUCAUGUCAGACAGACAUCGGGACGGGAAUGGACAUAGUGUCAGAUGUGGCUAUGGACCUGGUGGAAACUCAGGGUCAGGAUGGAGAGGUGAACCCUGGCAUCAAAGAGAUGGAGGCCAUGAUCCUGGAGUGUGCCAAGCUGGACAGAGAGAUUAACUACUUUGUUGACAUUGUGCAACAAGUCACAGCAGAGAAUACCACGCAGCAGCCAGAGGCCAUGUUCAGCCUGUCUGCCAAAGUGAAGGAGAAGUUCACAGAGAAAAUAAACGGGCUCUCUGACGCUGAUCUGCAGAAUCACCAGAAAGUAGUGGCCUUCAAGGACAUCAUCAAGAACUCUCUCAACCAAGCCAACCAAGAGUCAGCAGAGAACACGGAGGAGCUCGAUGAAGACAUUGCAGUUACACAGAGCCAAGUCAACUUCACCUGCCCACUCACACAGGUGGAAAUGGUGAACCCGAUGAAGAACAAGAAUUGUAACCACCACUAUGAUGAAGCAGCCAUACUGGGCCUGAUCAAAGCGAGACACAGCCAGAAAAAGAAAUGCCGCUGUCCUGUGGUGGGCUGUGGGAAUACAGAUGUGAAACAGUCAGAUCUGAUUCAGGACGCAAUGCUGAGAAGAAAGAUCCAGAACCAAAAGAGAAACAACAACCGGACAUAGUAUUUAAAAAAAUAAAAAAAUAAACCUGUGUCAUCGUAUGUAUGUGUUAAUGAUGAACGGGUUAUGUUGUUGGCAGUAAUUUGAGAGCGUUGUUUUCAUCAGUACUCUGUUGUAAAUAGCUGUUUGAAAAUGUACUUUUUAUUCCGAGAUUUGUACCUCCAGUAAAACUGAAUUUGAAUUUAAGAAGUGAUGACUUGUUUGUAUUUCAGCUGGAGCAUUUUUUGCAUACUCCAGUCCUGUUGAAUGUAAAUAAAAGCCGCCGACUUUUCAUAAAUGUA
This is a messenger RNA of Perca fluviatilis (European perch), 1359 nucleotides long. RefSeq names its product NSE2 (MMS21) homolog, SMC5-SMC6 complex SUMO ligase (gene nsmce2). The transcript is spliced from 6 exons. Gene Ontology annotation, molecular function: zinc ion binding; SUMO ligase activity. The record is from RefSeq and is a predicted model, not a curated record. The coding region runs from base 383 to 1081 and encodes 232 amino acids. Gene Ontology annotation, cellular component: nucleus; Smc5-Smc6 complex. Lineage: Eukaryota; Metazoa; Chordata; Actinopteri; Perciformes; Percidae. Gene Ontology annotation, biological process: double-strand break repair via homologous recombination; protein sumoylation.